AUGGCUGGUAGAGGUCAAAUCGACGGUUCAGCACGUGCAGUCCAGUAUCUAAAUCAAGAAGAUGCUGCUCUCGAAGUUGUCCAGAGGCCUAAAAUCGAUGUUCCUGUCGAUGUUGGAUACAAUUUACAGCGGUUCCUGAACCCUCACCUUCACGCCGAAGACCGACACUUGAGACCGCCCCAAUCUCCAACUCCACUCACUGAGGACGAAUCUCGUACCCGCAUGGCGGCUAUUCUUAGCUCCAUGGUAUUCGAUGCGGAACCAAAGAAGACUUGA
This is a messenger RNA of Hypoxylon trugodes, 276 nucleotides long. RefSeq lists its product as uncharacterized. The coding region runs from base 1 to 276 and encodes 91 amino acids. The record is from RefSeq and is a predicted model, not a curated record. The transcript has 2 exons. NCBI's taxonomy places the organism in Eukaryota, Fungi, Ascomycota, Sordariomycetes, Xylariales, Hypoxylaceae.